AUGACGUGUCCGGCUGGUUUAUGGUUCAACAACAACUCAAAGCAAUGUGAUUAUAGACAGAACGUAGAAUGUGAGAGAAACACAGUCACAACCACAACGCCAUCAAUAAGCAUCUCUACCAACACACCAAGCACAGAACUAUCCACAAUUUCGUCUGAUUCAACCGAGACAACGUCAACCGAUGACAUCACAGAAGAGAGCACAGGAAGCAGCACUGGACAAUCCACAGUGCCGACAAAUAUAUGUUCAGGCUUGUCUGACGGCUCACUACUGCCCUUUACCCAGAACUGUUUCCAGUAUAUAGAGUGCCAGAGUGAAAAUAUUGUGUUGUGCAAAUGCCCCAACGAUUUGCUCUUUGAUCCAAAACUGUUAAUAUGUAGUGAUCCAGAGACGGUGCAAUGCCUAAGCGAAGACCCGACAACUACAGAAACAACAAUAAGCAGUUCUACUCCCGAUACUUCCAGUAUUUGCCAAGACAAAGAGCUUGGUUCAACAAUGCCAUAUGUGGAAGAUUGCCAAUGGUAUUAUUAUUGUUGGGGUGAUGGAUCCUUUUCGCUAUUUCCCUGUCCGCUAUAUAACUGGUAUAACCCCCAUACCGGCAGCUGUGGCUACGGGUCCCCUACAAUUUGUCAGGAAUCGACAACAACCAGUCAAACCAUUUCAACUACAACAACAAUACAAUCCACCACAACGGAUGAAGGGGAGCAAAAUCAGUGCGAGGACCAGCAGUUUGGAGUUACGUUUCCACUGCCAACCAAUUGCCAACAAUAUAUCCUUUGUAUGGGCGAUGGACAAUCCGCAGUUGUGAAUUGUAUUUACUAUUCGUGGUACGAUCCUCUGACGGGAGAAUGUGGCCAAAAUGUUUCGCCCACAGCCUGUUCCAUAACUCCAACCACAACAGCCGCACCAGAAAUAACAACUACCUUGAGUCCUGACCAGAUUUGCAAAAAUCAACUACUUGGAAAAACAUAUCCGUUGCCAAGCAAUUGCGAAAAGUAUAUUUUAUGCAUGGGUAAUGGAAUGUCUGCCAUUGCCAACUGCAUCUAUAAUUCCUGGUACGAUCCCAAAACUGGAGAGUGGUAUGGUAAAUACGAUGCUAAUGGAGCUAAUGCAGCUCUGCACUGCUCGGCAGGAUCGACCGGUGCAAAACCAGAUUCAAUAACGCCACCCACAUUGCCUGGAAUUAAUGGUAUGCCCGCUGUUGGUAUUAUGGCCGGCGAAAAUGGAUUCCAUGGUAAAGGCGCAAUCUCACAGCCCGCGUAUCAGACUCCGGCAAGAUUCCCCAAUCUCCAGCCCAUCCAGCAUACGAAGUGUGCCACUAGCAUUUACCAGCACAAUAGCAAUAGCCCUGUCGUCUUUGCUUAUCCAGGUGACUGCAAGAAGUAUUAUAGUUGCUUAAACGGAUUGGCCUAUACACUCGAAUGUCCAGAUGGCUUCUACUGGCAUGAAGCAGAACUACGUUGCGAACACCAGAAUCUAGUUGAUUGCACCAACUCCGCUGUUGUGUCUGUGAGCGACAUCGGUCAUGCCGCCUAUCCUGGCGAUUGCAAUCUUUACUAUGAAAUACGCACCUGGAAUUGUCCGCCAGGCUUCCAUUGGAACGCACAAGAGCAGAGUUGUGAUUCGGGACUCGAGGGAAAUUGUCAGACAUACGAGUACACGCAGAACGCAACUCCGCCGACCGUCGACGCAGGAAUCGAUUUGGAAUCGCUAUGUGCUGGCAACCAAGGACAGUUUUUGCCUUAUCCCAACGAUUGCAGACACUUUAUACAAUGCGAUUACAUACCGUUUGUGAAGACUUGCCCGCAGUAUUUGUACUGGAAUUCCAGGCUGCUUACAUGCGACAAAAUUUGUGUUUAG
This is a messenger RNA of Scaptodrosophila lebanonensis, 1860 nucleotides long. RefSeq lists its product as uncharacterized. Gene Ontology annotation, cellular component: extracellular region. The transcript is spliced from 3 exons. The coding region runs from base 1 to 1860 and encodes 619 amino acids. Gene Ontology annotation, molecular function: chitin binding. NCBI's taxonomy places the organism in Eukaryota, Metazoa, Arthropoda, Insecta, Diptera, Drosophilidae. The record is from RefSeq and is a predicted model, not a curated record.